CCCCGCUGUAAGCCUUUGGUAAGUGACGACGGCAACAGCCUGAACUGACAUGGCCUCCCCACCACCGGGACAGCAAACAGAGCAGCCUCAUCUCGUUUCUCUAGUCCUUCAAUCCAAGAAAGCACUUCAACACGGCCAACAACUUUGUUCCAAGGCUAAUAGUCUUUCAAACGCGUCCGCGCAAUGUUCGCUAGACGUGCUUACACUGGACGCGAAAGUUAAGUGGAUCACAGAGGCCGUCCUUGAGCAGCUCAAGCUUGCGGCGAAUGUUGCUAAGAGUAUUGAGCACAAGCGUGCUCAGCUGGAUAAGCAAGUUAAGGCAUGGGAUGUCGUGCGCUCGAAACGUACUGAAGCCCUUGAUAAUAUCCUCGAGUCCCUAGGGGCACAGCUAGUACCACCCGGUUUCCACCAGUCUUCUUCUGGUUCUUCCCUGUUCGGAAGCCAACACUCCAUUGAUGGAAGGAAUGGCAAUGCAAUGUUUAGCGCACAGCAGAGCCCUUCCGCCACUGUGCGAGAUAACCCAUUCGACCGUCACGGCAAGAACGCAGACCGGACCAAGUGGAAGACGCUGCGUGACUUCGUGGAUGAGAGUGCUAUUGAAAAUGUGCUGGACACACUAGAGAGUGACAGAACGAGGCUAGACGAUAUUAUGGCUUCAACGUAUGACUACCCGGAAAAACUCUCGGCUGCUAUAUCAUCCAUUCGCGAGUCUCUUCCAUCGUCUAGUAACGUACCUUCGAUAGAGGAUAUAUUGAAUGCACAACAGCAACCUUCGGAGCUUAUGGCACGCCACCUCAGUAGCCUUACUUCUCACUAUGAGCAAAUGGCAGACGCCUUGAAAGAAAGCGAAGCUGGAGAGAUAUUUAGCGAGGAGGACUUACAAGACAUGAACCGUGAUACCGAAGAGCUACCUUCUAUCAUGGCAGAGUUAGAAGAGCAAGCACUCUUGAUCGAAGAUACUCACCAACAACUGGUAUCAGCAAAGACGGCUGCUCAAGAACGAUUAACCACACAAUCCAUAACUCUCGAUAACCUCGACGAGCUAGGUGAAAUCAUGUCUGACAUGCUACAGAAGCAACAAGAUGUCGAGAAUAAGUGCCAAGAGCUUCUCGACGGGCUCCAGGAGCGACUUCUCAUCGUUGAAGAUCUUCAUCACCGUUUUAUCCAGUACCAAACUUCAUUCAAGAAACUCCUUAUUGAGAUUGGAAGGAGAAGACAGUACAAAGAAGCAGUAGAAAAGGUUGUAGAAGGGAUGAUCAUGGAAUUAAGGGCAAUGACUGAAGAAGAGCGUCAGGUAAGAGAAGACUUCAAUGCAGAGCAUGGGCGACAUAUUCCAGAGGACAUCUGCUUGUGUAUCGAGAAUCCACCAACGAGGUGGGAUGUCGUGCCUCGGGAAGGAGAGGUGCGGGAGAGCCUGCCUGUGGUAGAAAGUGAUCUCUUAGCGCAGGCAAAGGAGAAGUUGGCCGUGGUAGAUGUGUCAUCAGCCGGCACUGAGAGCGUGUAGAACGUUCCGCAUAUUGUAUACUUAUGGGACGGAUGGAUCAGUCUGGGUUGCUUUCACCCAGUUUAGCUACAUAACACAACUGAAUUAAACCUUCCUCCUAGCUCACACCCAUAUGGUACUUAGUAUCAUGAUCUAGACCCCGGUGUGCAUCUUAAAAAGAAAACUGAUUGAUACCGGAUUCACUCUA
This is a messenger RNA of Suillus bovinus, 1691 nucleotides long. RefSeq names its product autophagy-related protein 17. Lineage: Eukaryota; Fungi; Basidiomycota; Agaricomycetes; Boletales; Suillaceae. The record is from RefSeq and is a predicted model, not a curated record. Gene Ontology annotation, cellular component: phagophore assembly site; Atg1/ULK1 kinase complex. Gene Ontology annotation, molecular function: protein kinase activator activity; molecular adaptor activity. The transcript is spliced from 9 exons. The coding region runs from base 50 to 1504 and encodes 484 amino acids. Gene Ontology annotation, biological process: autophagosome assembly; autophagy of peroxisome; activation of protein kinase activity.